Messenger RNA from Gavialis gangeticus (Gharial), 1648 nucleotides. Its product is annotated as trophoblast glycoprotein-like. Gene Ontology annotation, cellular component: plasma membrane. Gene Ontology annotation, biological process: negative regulation of canonical Wnt signaling pathway. The transcript has 2 exons. The record is from RefSeq and is a predicted model, not a curated record. Gene Ontology annotation, molecular function: protein binding. NCBI's taxonomy places the organism in Eukaryota, Metazoa, Chordata, Crocodylia, Gavialidae. The annotation marks the transcript as partial.
GGCAUCCCCGCCUACACCCGCACCCUCUUCAUCACCGGCACCCGCCUCGCCCGCCUGGCCAGCCGCGACUUCCGGGGGCUGCCCGCGCUCGUCUCCCUCUCGCUCGCCAACAACAGGAUUGCGGCGGUGGAGACCGGGGCCUUCUCCGUGCUCCCCAGCCUGCGCUCCCUGGACCUCAGCAACAACCGCCUGGCUGCUGUCCACCCGGACGCCUUCGGCGUGGGCAACAGCUCCUUGUGGGCGCUGAACCUGAGCCGCGCGCUCCACAACGCCUCCGCCCUCCCGCCCCUGGCAGCCGCCAUCGCCCGGGGCGGCUUCCACAACCUCUCCAGGCUGGAGCUGGCCAGCAACGGCAUCGUCUACCUGCCCCCAGGCCUGUUCUCUGGCCUCGCCGGCCUGCGGCACCUGGACCUGAGGAACAACUCGCUGGUGGACGUCAAGAACGCCACCUUCGCCGGCCUGGACCUGGAGCACCUGGACCUGACUGCCAAUGCCCUCAAGACCCUUCGGGCCGAGGCGCUGGCGGAGCUGGGCCGGCAGCCGCGUCUCCAGCUCUUCCUGCAGGACAACCCGUUCGUGUGCAGCUGCGACAUCGAGGAGCUGGUGGGGUGGCUGAACCGCAGCCACCAGGCCGCCGAUGCCCACCGGCUGACCUGUGCCUUCCCCCAGGCUCUCCAGAACACCUCGCUGCUGGCGCUGGCCGGGGCCGAGCUGGGCUGCCACUCCAGCCCGCACGGCGAGCGUGCCCUGCAGACCUCCUACGCCCUGCUGGGCGCGGUGCUGGGCCUCCUCGGCGUGGCCUUCCUCUUCGUGCUCUACCUCAACCGCCGCGGCCUCAAGGGCUGGGUGAACAGCACGCGGGGCGCCUGCCGCAGCCUGCUCGAGGAGCGCCGCUAUCGCUACGAGAUGGGCGCCGAGUCCCGUGCCGCCCGGGUCUCCACUCUGGACAUGUGAGCCUGGGCGUCUCGGCACGACCGCUUUGGGCCCCUCGCCGGCCUGGCCGAGCCCUGCCCGUCUCUGGCAGUGGUUCGCAGACUCCUCGGUCCCUUUGGCAUGUGCUGGCACUUCUGCUUCCCUUGCCUACGGGACCUGCCUCGCAGCCCAGCACCAGCCUUGGGGGACCCUGGCUGGGCCAGCGCAGUAGCUCCCUUCUGACGGAGCUGUACCCAGGGUACGGGAGGCAAGGACGAUCCUACUGGAGCAGACUGCCCGGCUCUGCCCAACUCAGAGGAAGGCCCGGGGCAGUUUUGUUUACAGCCGAGAUGUGCAAUAAGAGGCCUGGAGCAUGAGGGACGGGUCCAGCCCCCAGUUGGGAACAGCUGACUCCCAGUGGCUGCAGCCCCUGGCUGGAGAGACGCUACUUCAGUGGGAAGGGGCGGAGGCAUUUUAGGGUGUUUUACUGUUGCUAUAAAGGGGGGGGGUUGAUUUCUUCUCAGCACAAUAACCUGCCCCCAGGCUCGGUCUCUGGCUGACGAACUGGGCUAAGUGAGGGGUGGGCGGCAGGGGGCACCGAGGCCCCUGAGCGCUGCCCCACGGGCUCCAGGUGCUGGGCCCCAAAGCGGCUGCUUGGGUGCAGCCAGCGGGGAGGGUGACAACGACGCGCUCCUGUCUCUUGUCGCCCAACGCGGACAAUAAAGGGUUCCUCGAA